AUGAAGACAGAAGUAAGAGCCCUUGAGUUCAAUAGGCCUUACUCUCAGGUCAUCAUACAGAGCAACUAUGGCUGCUUCUGUGCCAAUGCCACGCCUGAAACCCGACUAAAAUGGAUCCAGAUAAUCAGUCUCAUCCAAGAGUGUCUGUAUAAGAUGUUACCACUAUCCCAUUCCACAUAUAGUAGCCAACUGGGCCAGCAGUUGAAUCUUAGUUCAGCACUGGUGAUAGGACAGUAUUCUCCAGUGCACCUGAAGGCAACAGGCUGGCCUAAGCAUGCAGGACAGGACCAAAGAUAUCAGGCCAAGAUGAACAGGAAGACAAGACUCAAGCACAAACCGCUGGUAUCUCGUCUCCAGCUUGGACCAGAAGACACAAAAUUACCACAUAUGGUGAAAGGAAAGUUUAUUAAGCCCAAACAAGCUUCUAGUCCUGAGGAAAAUGAGCAUCCACUAUUAUUACCUGAUGGGAUUCCUUCUGACCUCCGCACAGCUGUUUACAGAGCAGAUGCUUCAAGAAAACGCAAAGUAAAAACCGAAGAAAGAAAGAUGGGUUUUGCAUAUGUUUUCUCAAAAAUACAUAAGGAAAGAGCAAAACCAGUUGUUGAUCAACGUACUGAAAUGACAGAGUGGGAUCGACGCAGGAGCUUGGAAUACUCUACGCUGAAACAUAUGACCAUAGAGAAACUUCCUAUAAUUCCUUUCCCUGGAGAUGUUAGCUAUACUGUUGAUGAAGAUGAAAAGACUGAAGAUCAAACUGUUUCGACAGAAUUAAGUUGCCAUAAAAGGACAUGCAUGAAAUUUCAGACUGGGGGUGAUCACAAAUUUGUCUGGGUAAAACAACCUCCUCCCCCUUAUGAUAAAACUGAGCCCGUUAUUGAUGAUGUGAUAUCGCAUAUUUUGAGACUGAGAGAUAAACUUGGGUGGCAGACCUCACUAUCACCAUGGGGACUUGUUGCUAAACCAGCAGAUUUAGCUAAUUUUCAGAAGUUCACAUUACCGAAAAUUUCAUUAAGGAAAGAUGACGGAGAGUAUGUAUAUUGUCUCAUAAGAAGCAGGAAUGACCCUAAAGCAAACUAUGACCCAUAUGACCUUCAAGUAGUCUCUACAAAUCUGGCUAAACAAAGUAAAGAAUAUUGGACAAUUACAGCUUCAUAUGUAUCCAAGUUUACUUCAGUGUGUGGAAAACAAGAAAUGGAAAUAACACCAGUAAUGGAGUGGUUAAAUGAAAGGCAACUUUAUUAUGCAUUACGUAGUAUAGAUAUAUGUAUUAAUUUCAGAAAGAAGAAAUAUUUUAUCAACUGGAAAAACAUUGUUAAGAAAUCAAAAAUCAAAAAGAGCAAAAUGGUGCUGUAUAAGCAACUGUUUUUUGCUGAUGAGAUAUUUCAAAGAUGUUUGCUUUAUAUCCAAGGAUUGUGUGUGGAUGCAAGUAACCUUGAGAGUCACAGAUCUUCAGAAGACAAAACUAUCCAUUUCAUAAGGAUAGACACAUCCUACACAUACACUUUGGAAGAAUUUUGUGAGAAACAGUAUCAACAGAGUCAACAGGCACUUGCUCAGAUACAAGCUUUUAAAGAUAAAGUAAUCAAAGUCAUUCGGAAUGCUUUCUUAAUGGUGGCAGAAAUGAUGGGAGCUGAACAGCUUUUUCAGCAUUUACCAGAUGAUGCCAAAGAGAAACCAAAACACUUUGAGAUAGCUGGCUGGCGUCACGUUAUGGAAUGGUUUUCUAGAUUUCUUCAGCUUGUUGACAGGAUCUUUCAAGAACUGCUUCGCAAAUUGGUCCACAAUGCUUUAAAUCAUCUUAUGGAGAUAUUUAAAGGCUCCGCUAAUAUGACCAUUUCAAAAGAGAAGACUAAUGAAGACCUUAUAAGAUGUUAUAAAAACACCAUUGAAAGAGCUAAUAGCAUAUUGACUACUGAAAAUAGAUGUCUAUGGAUACUUCAAAGCAAUAAUUUCCAGGACACUCAGGAAUCAUUGCACGGUUCAAAGGAACCUGAAACGCAACGUGAAAUUGUUACUAUCCAUGAUAUAGACAAGAUACUGGAAGAAGUGAAAAUGCAACUGAAAGGAGAGGCAGAAUAUUCACCAAUAUUUGAAGUAAAUGUAUGUCUGAGAGUUCCUUACGAAAAGGACUAUCGUAGAAAAUAUUACCAGGAUGAUGAUGAUUAUAUCCCUGGAUCAUCAUUAGAAUCUUUGAAAGAAACAUUAGAACAUGAUGAAGAUUUGAAACAUUCAUCACAACGUGACAGUGAAAAAUAUGAGGAACAAUCAGAAAAUACUGCUACACAAGAGUCAAAUACAUCCUGUAGUAAAAAUGAAAAUCUUCUUUCCUGAAAAUCUUUGGUCAACAACAACAACAAAAAUAUUGUCUUUUGCAGUUCUCCAGAAUUCUCAACAGAUAUUUAUCUAACUCCUAAUAGAAGAGAGUUUUCAAUGCAGUUGCAAGGAAUUGUGGAUGGACUUGAAAACAUUGUUGAUCAGGUUAUUCCUUUUUCUCGAGAUGCUCAGCUAUCGAUCUUCAUCGAUCAAUCUUUACAUAACAUAAUGCAGCCAUGCAUUGAUCCUGAACCAGAACAGUAUUUCGCAAAAUGGCCAAACUGUGAUCUCAUCCUAGGAACAGAUCCAGAUUACCAAAGCAAAAUUCUGACCCUUCUGGCUCUUCAGAGUUGUUCACUGGGCCGAGUAGAGAGUUACAGCAGGAACUUUAUGGAAUAUUGUAGCAUGGUCGAUAAAGCAAAGAAUACAACUGACAAGAUAUCAGCACUAAAAAGAGAGAUGUCGACGCAUGAGUUCAGAAAUAUUCUGGAAAACUAUACAGCUGAUAUAAUGGAGAUUGUAUGUAUGAUUACUCAAAGGCGCAUCUCCAUGUUUAAAGUCAAAAGUUUCAACUAUCAGACAGACUGCCUGCCCUAUUUUGAGGCUUUGCUUAAUAUAAUUCAUGUAUGUUUUUAUUCAGCUAUUGAUGCAAAGAAUCAACAUCUUGUAGAAGUUACCAGGACAGCAGUCGCAAAGUUGAGCAAAGAACUAGUAACAGUGGAUGGAUUCAUUGAGCAUUUGCUAUAUCUCAGUAAAAUUUCCUCACAGCUACCCAAAAUAAAAAAUCAGUUUGAAAGUCUCUCUCAGCUCUACUUCAUUGCAAAAGACUAUGACAUCUUCCUUCCACUUCAGCAACUUGCUCUCUAUCAGACUGUUGUGCGUACACUUCAGAAUCUUCAAUCGACUGUCCUUAUUUGUGAAAAAACAAAGGAUGACUAUAUUAUCAAAUUCAAUGAAGGCUUGGGAGAAUAUGUUGACAACCUGCAGGCUGAAAUGAGGGAAUACAAAAACAAAGUAAGAAACCCUGUCCUCCUCCUCAGUGAAACAUUGCCUAAGACAGCUAAAGAGAUGAUCGAAAGCCUCAUUGAAGAAGCGGCAGUUAUUAAUGAGAAAAUAAUGACAUAUGCAAAUUACCAGGCUGUUUUUGAUAAUUCUAUUAGUGACAUGAAAUCGCUGUCACUGGAAAAGUUGUCACAUAGAGGUCAAGCAGGGGAUUCUCAGCGAGUGAACGCUGAGCUCUCUGAAAUUGAAAGUGAACUUGCUUUGCGUAAAUUAUUGUGGGAUUCACAGGAAGAGUGGGGCAAGCUUUUCUUUAAGUGGAAACACACAAUUUUUUGGAAUCUUGAUGUGGAUUUAAUUCAGAGAGAUGUUAACAGAUUCAUGCAGAUCGUACAUAUUCUAGAAAAAGGCUUGCCAGAAAACACAAUUUUACCAGCUCUGAAGAACUCAUUAAUGGAUUUUAAGGGAUUCUUGCCUAUUAUUAUAUCUUUAAGGAAUCCCUGUCUUCAGUCAAGGCACUGGGAAACAAUACAGAAUAUUGUUGGAGAGUCUGUUUCUUGGGAUAAAAGACUUACCCUGGAUAAGAUUCUGGAAAUUGAUAUUUUUCAAUGCAAAAAACAAAUAAAUGAAGUAUCUCUAACAGCUACCAAUGAAACAACUCUUGAAGUAAUGCUGAAAAAGACCAUUGCCCUUUGGCGUAAAGCUAAUUUUCGUUUAUCUCCAUAUCACACUGAAACAUCAGCUACUUUCAUUAUUUCAUCUGCUGAAGACAUAGUUGCUCUGUUAGAAGAUUCUCAAGUGACAAUUUCAACAAUUAAAGGUUCUUGUUUUGUUGGACCAAUUAAGAGUCUUGUGGAUGCUUGGGAUCAUAAGUUAAACCUCUUUUUUUGUACUCUGGAGGAAUGGUUGACUUGUCAAAGGAAUUGGAUUUACCUUGAGCCAAUCUUUUGUGCACCAGAAAUAAAAAGGCAGCUUCCUGAAGAAGCAAAUAAUUUCACUCACGUUGAUAACAAAUGGAAAGAGUUAAUGAAACAUACAGAAGAGAAUCCAAAUGCUCUUAAGGCCACUACAACUGCAGGGGUUUUUGAAAUGCUUCAGAGCAACAAUGCGUACCUGGAAAAGAUACAGAAGGCUCUUGAGGACUACCUUGAAGUUAAGCGUAUGCUUUUCCCAAGAUUUUAUUUUCUCAGCAAUGCUGAACUUCUGGACAUACUAGCUGAAAGCAAAAAUCCUGAUGCUGUGCAGCCACAUCUUGUCAAAUGUUUUGCAAAUAUAAAGAAGUUAUAUAUACGCCCACAAGAACAGAGACCCCCGGUGAUUUUAAUGAUCAGGUCGGCAGAAGGAGAGAUUCUUCUAGUGCCAAAGGGCAUUCGUAUUAGAGGUCCUGUGGAACAGUGGCUAGGAAAUGUUGAGAGUACCAUGUAUGAUAUGGUGAAAAAAUUUAUAACAGUUGGAGUGGGAGAAUGGCAUCAAAUGGAAUUUAAAGAAUGGUUUUUUACUCAUCCAGGACAGGUGGUUCUACUUGUGAGUCAAAUAAUGUUCACAGAGGAAUGUGAAUCAAAUUUGCGAAGUUAUAAUCCCCAAAAGGAGUUGAUAGCAAGCCGUGAUGACCUAAUCAGCCUUCUAGAGCAACUUGCAGAGAUAGCAUCAAACGUUCUUCCCUACCAUAAACAAAGUGCAUUGGAGGCAUUGGUUACUUUGUUCAUCCACUGCAGGGAUGUGCUAACUACAUUGAUAGAUCACGAGAUUUGUAACGUUGAAGAUUUUGAAUGGACAAGGCAGUUGCGUUAUGAAUGGCAUGAACUCACCCCCUGUAGGGUUAUUCAAGGUUAUGCCUCCUUUGAGUAUGGUUAUGAAUACUUGGGUUGUUCUCCAAGAUUGGUUAUCACUCCACUCACAGAUCGAUGUUGGUUAACCAUCACUGGAGCUCUACAGCUGAAUCUAGGAGGCUGUCUUGCUGGUCCAGCUGGUACAGGAAAAACAGAGACAGUCAAAGAUCUAGCAAAAGUCAUGGGAAAACUUUGUCUUUCCUUUAACUGUUCUGAAGGUUUGGAUGAUAAGGUGAUCGGAAAAUAUUUCUGUGGACUAGUUCAGUCUGGAACAUGGUGUUGUUUUGAUGAAUUCAACCGGAUUGAUAUAGAAGUCCUUUCUGCAAUUGCGUCACAGAUUCAGGCAAUCAAGGCAGCUAAAGAUAGCAACACUGUCAGAUUUAUACUGGAAGGAAAAGAAAUCCGUCUGAAACAAUCCUGUGCAAUCUUUAUUACCAUGAAUCCUGGAUACAAAGGUCGUGUAGAACUCCCAGACAACUUAAAAUCAUUAUUUCGCCCUGUCUCAAUGAUGGUUCCAGACUAUGAACUCAUUGCUGAAAUAAUGUUGUUUUCAGAAGGUUUCAAAUCUGCAAAAUCACUGUCAGGGAAGAUAGUAAAUCUUUAUCAUCUUUCUAGCAAGCAACUGUCACAGCAGGAUCAUUAUGAUUUUGGCAUGAGAGCCAUCAAAACUGUGUUGUUAAGGGCCGGUCAUAAGAGACAAGAGUUAAAAACACAAAAUAAAAAUAAAAAGUUCUCUGCACUGGAAGAAACUCUCAUCAUAAUCAGUGUGCUGAAAGAAGUUAAUUUACCAAAGUUUCUUACUCAGGAUGUUUCACUGUUUGAGGACAUUAUAACAGAUCUGUUCCAAGAGAUGAAAGUUCCAAAAGUAAUCCCCAAGCGACUAGAGAGUGCAAUAUCUCUUGCAAUACAGCAUUUAUGUUUGCAGCCAUGGACAAGUCAGACAGAAAAGGUUGUUCAGUUUUACAACCAAAUUAUGGCUCGUGUUGGUGUGAUGCUAGUAGGCCCUACAGGUGGAGGGAAGACUACCAUUAGAACCAUUUUAGAAAAAGCCUUGAUGAUCUUACCAUUGAUGGAUAUGGGGAGUAAUAUAAAACUUGAUGUUUUUCUGAAUUCCCCAAAGAGAGGUAAAGUAGACACGUUUGUUAUAAACCCAAAGUGUGUUACCCUUGGUGAACUUUUUGGAGAGACAAAUCCUAGCACAAUGGAGUGGUCAGAUGGCCUGUUAUCUUCAGCAGUUCGAGCUUUUGCCAAACUUGCAGCCAAAAAAACUAAAAAGAAAGAACCAAGCAUUGGUAUAAAUUCUGAAAUGCAGGAUUUAUACACUCUGAACACAGUGACUAUAGCCGAUGCAGUCCUAACUGAUGAAACCCCACAAUCAACAGAAAAUACAAAUGAAGCUAUUACUGACUGGCAAUGGAUUAUCUUGGAUGGGCCGGUAGAUCCAUCUUGGAUAGAAAAUUUAAAUUCUGUGCUUGAUGACACCAGAAUGUUGUGUCUUGCUAAUGGUGAAAGGAUCUACUUAUCGCCAGGAAUCAGAAUGGUAUUUGAAGUGGACAGCCUCUCUCAGGCCAGCCCUGCUACUGUUAGUAGAUGUGCCAUGGUUUAUGUGGACCCAGUUGAUCUAGGAUGGGAGCCAUAUGUCAAAACAUGGUUAGAAGGCUUUUCCGAAAUAAUAGCACAGAAUGAUAUGGAAUACCUUGAAAGUUUAUUUCACUCAAGUAUAAACAGAGGGAUGGACUUUUUGAAUAAGCAUAAGAGAAUGCAAACAUUUCCUGUACAUGAGAUGGGAAUUGUAAUGAAUAUUUGCAGAAUUAUUGGUUCAUUUAUGAACAUAAUGCAACAAAAUGGUCAAUUACAAAUGAGUAAUAAAAGAAGACGAAGCACAGUGAGUUUCUCAACAGUGAUCGAGAGCAGUGGUCCGCGGUUUUCAAGUGCACUCAGUGGAGUGGUCCCAUCAAUAAUGAAGAAAAGGGGGAAAUCGCGAUGGUUUUGGGAGAAGCAACCUAAUAAACUAAUGGUAUUGCUAGGGAAACUGUUCAUAUUUGCAUUUACGUGGGCUGUUGGAGGAAUUUUAAGACGGGAGGAAGAGCAUGAGGGCGAGACUCUAAUUGGUAUAAACACCAGCCAUGAUGAUCUUGCAAAUGUAACGCGUGACUUCAAUUACCUUGUUCAUGAAAUGUUUGAAAGAAAGCCCCCUGCUAAUAUUCAGAUUCCAUCUGGAGACAAAACUGUUUUUGAUUAUUUUGUGGAUUUACAAACAGGAGAAUUUGAACCAUGGGGACAUUUAGUUCCUAGUACACAGCUUCUUAUUCAAAAGGAGACUUCAGACCUUUCAGAUUCUGAAAAAACAGUGGCAGAAAACCAAGAAAGGAAAAUGGAGAUCUCUACAUUUGUUCCCAAUAUUGAUACAAUUCGGCACAGUUUCUUAACAAGCCUUCUUUUACUGAAUAAGGAGCCAGUACUGAUUAUAGGGGACUCUGGUAGUGGGAAGACUGCUAUGAUUGAGAACAUGCUUGCGAGACUUCAGAAACAAGGAGGAUUACUUAUGAAAAAGGGAACAAUUUUGGGAGAGGUAUUUUAUUACAGUGAAACUUCAAAAGCAAGCUUUUUGAAGACUUUCAGUUACUUCAGAACUGAUACAUUUCGUAGUUCUUUGAAACCAUCGCGGACUUCAGCUAAAGAAUUGGUUUCAGCUCUGAGCUCGCCAAGAGAGGAGCUGGAUCUAGAAGGGUCAUCUUCAGAAAGUAGAAAAACUGCUGUUAUUUCGACACUACAGUUGGGUGCCCAUACCAGUGCUGCACAAGCAAAGGCUUGGAUUCUUCAGAAAUUAAUACUGAAAAGUAAAGACAUCCUGGGUGCCCCACAUUCUAAACAGGUGUUACUCUUUAUUGAUGAUCUGAAUUUGCCAGUACCAGAAGAGUAUGGGUCUCAGCCACCACUCGAGCUAAUCCGGCAGUUUCUAGAUUUGGGAGGAUUUUAUGAUACUCGGCAGCGUGAAUGGAAGAAUAUCCAGGACAUUGCUUUGGUUGCAACUUGUACACCUCCUAGUGAAGGAAGUAAUGAAAUUAGUGCUCGUCUUCUGACACAUUUUUGCACUUUAGUUUUGCCUGCAACGUCUUUACAAUCUUUGCAACGUAUUUUCCAGGUGCGUCUGGGAAUAUACUUUCACAUCAACAGAUUCUUGGUUGAAGUUCAGAAAUGCAAGGACUACUUAACAUGUGCUUCUAUCGCUUUGUACUAUAGAAUGUUUCAUAAAAUGCGACCAACUCCAGCUAAAUGCCAUUACACAUUUAACCUGCGAGAUCUUUUUAAGCUACUUCAAGGAUUGCUCCAAGCCCACAAAUCUGUCAUUGUGUCAAAAGAAACAACAGCAUUGUUCUUUGUGCAUGAAUCUACCAGAGUUUUUCAUGAUCGUCUGAUUGAUUCUGCAGAAAGAGAGAUUUUCCAUCAAUUUCUUUCAAAUGAGCUCAGUAACUAUUUUAAGAUUUAUUGGUCAAAGGAGAAAUUGAUGGAGGACUCGCCCAUAUUUGUGGAUUUUAUGGAUUCAAACACACCUGUGGAAAAGAGAAUUUAUAGAAACAUCACUAAUCAGAAGCGUCUUCUUUUGGUACUAGAAGGAUACUACAUGAGAAUGCAGACAAUGCAGCCAGAGAGUACUCCCAUAGUAUUUUUCAAAGAAGCUAUACAGCAUAUCACAAGAACUGCAAGAAUUUUUCGACAAGAAGGAGGCCACAUGAUGCUUGUUGGUUUGGAUGGAAAUGGGAAAGUAACCUCGGCAUCCUUAGCCAGUUAUUUAUCUGAAUGCAGCAUCUACAAGUUAUCUAUUUCCCGCAGUUACAGCUAUGUAAAUUUUAGAGAAGACCUUAAAAACGUCUAUAAGCAGGCAGGCCUGGAAGGCAAGAGGACUGUUUUUCUCAUCACAGACUCAGACAUAAUUCAAGAGUCAUUUUUAGAAGAUCUGAGUUGUAUUCUGAAAUCAGGACAACUACCCAACUUAUUUGAGAAGGACGAAUUGGAUAAAAUUAUUGUACCACUUACAUCUGUUGCUGAAAGGGCUAAGCAUCCCAACCAAAUAGAAGAUAUCUACUCAUUCUUCUUAGAGAGAGUACGUAGCAAUCUUCAUGUAGUCUUGACAGUAAGCGCUGCAGGACAGGUCUUCCGUCAGCGUUGUCGGACAUAUCCCGCCAUUGUGAACUGCUGUACAGUUGACUGGUAUGAAAUCUGGCCUGAAGAAGCCCUUUGUCAUGUUGCAAAAAGUUUCUUUAGCCAAGAUGACAUAUUUGGAAAUGAGAAUUUCAGAAACGUGCUUGUCCACAUCUGUGUUAACAUUCACAAGAAUGUAUCUGUCAUAAUUGAGAAGUACUUGAAGGAAACUAAAAGGCACUACUAUGUCACGCCCAACAGCUACUUGGAGUUCAUAAAUGCUUUUUCAACCAUAUUGCAGUCAACAAAAGAGAAAACUCUGAACAAGAGAGCUAGCUAUCAUUCUGGUUUGACAAAAAUCCUGGAAGCAACUUCACAGAUUAUAGACAUGCAAGAAGAGUUACUUGUUCUUGGUCCUCAAAUAGAGAAAAAAUCUAAGGAAAUAGAAGAACUUGUGGAAAAGCUUCACAAAGAUGCAUUAGUAGUAGAACAAGUCCGAACUAUUGUUAAACAGGAUGAAGAAAUCAUGGUUUCAGAAACACACAUUGUGGAAGAAUAUGCCCAGCAAGUAACAGAAGAACUUAAUGUCGUGCUGCCAUCUUUAGAGAAAGCCCUUGCUGCUCUUGAUUCACUUGACAAAAGCCAUAUUGCAGAAAUUAGAGUAUAUGCUCACCCUCCUCCGCUUGUAUUAACUGUCAUGAAUGCAGUUUGCAUUCUUCUUCAAAGAAAACCUAAUUGGACAACAGCAAAGUUAUUACUGGCAGACCCUGGUUUCCUAAAGAGGUUGAUUACCCUUGACAAAGAUAAUCUACCAGAAAAGGUGUUUCUGCAGUUGAAAAAAUAUAUAAGGUCACCUGACUUCAGCCCAAUGAAAGUGGGUCUUGUCUCUAUUGCCUGUUGCUCCAUGUGUCAAUGGAUUUUAGCUUUAGAUCACUAUCAUAUUGUUAAAAAGUUUGUAGAUCCGAAACAAGCAAAGGUAGCAGAAGCAGAGGAGCUACUAAAACUUGCACAUGAAAAAUUAGCUGAAAAACAAAGAAGUUUAGUCCUGAUUGAACAACAUCAACAAAAUUUAGAAGCAAUGUAUGGGGAAAGCAUUGCUGAGCAAGAAAAGCUAGCAGCUCGAAAAGAUCAGACAACUCACCGUUUACAGAGUGCAUCUGUACUAAGCACAGCUCUGAAGGAUGAGACGGAACGCUGGAAGGAAUCUGUUAAUAAUCUUGAUCAGAGACUGCAGGGAAUUGUGGGUGAUGCCCUUGUUUCAGCAGCGUGUAUUGUCUACAGUGGAGUGUUAUCAGCAGGGUUUCGUCAACAGAUAGUGAACAAGUGUCUGGAACUCUGCAAUGAAAGCAAUAUUUCAGUAUCUCCAAAUUAUUCACUAGUAAACUGCAUGACAGAAAAAACUGAGGUCCGUAAAUGGCAAAAUGCAGGUCUGCCACUUGAUGAAUACUCUACAGAAAAUGCUAUACAUGUUAAGUACGGACAACGGUGGCCUUUGCUAAUUGAUCCAGAAAGCCAAGCUUAUGCAUGGAUAUGUCAAAUGGCAGGUAGCAAACUACGACAAAUCCAAGUUACGGAUGCCAAUUAUUUGAGAACGCUUGAAACUGCUAUACGUGUUGGUGAACCAGUCCUGCUGCAGGACGUUACUGAAAAAUUGGAUUCAAACAUGAAACCAAUCUUAAAAAAGAAAGUCUACAGCAAAGGAGGGCAAGAAUUCAUUAGAAUAGGAGAUUCUGAAAUUGAGUACAACCAGAACUUCAGAUUAUACUUAACAACACGGAAAGCCAACCCACAUUUUCUUCCAGCUGUGUGCAAUAUUGUGACGAUGAUAAAUUUCACUGUAACAUUCCAAGGUUUGCAAGAUCAGCUUUUGUCUGCUGUUGUAAUUAAGGAACAACCUGAGCUUGAACAAAAGCGUUGUGAGUUGCUGGAAAGCAUAUCUACUGACCUAGUAACGCUUCAUGAACUUGAACAAAUAUCACUUAGACUUUUGCAGAAAUCAGAAGGGCAUCUUUUGGAUGACCAAGACCUCAUUGACAAUUUGCAGAGAACAAAAAUCACUUCAACGGAGAUUUUUGAGCGUGUAGAAGCAUCGGCAGCAACGGAAGCUGCAACAACAGCAUUGUGUGAAAUCUAUCUGCCUAUUGCAACUCGUGGUGCUGUGCUCUACUUCGUAGUAUCAGAUCUUGUCUACAUCAACUAUAUGUAUCAGUUUUCACUGGAAUGGUUUCAAAAGGUUUUUACAGACUCCAUAGAUAAUAUCAGCAAACAAAAAAGUGAGACUUCUCUGAGUGCUUCAAGUUCUUCUAGGCCUGGAUCAUUUCGAGUCCAUAGGAGGCAAAGGAAACUUUCCACCAUAGAAGACAGGGAAGAAAGUGAUAGUGAGACAGACCAGUUCAAACGUCAUAUCAAUGAGAUAAUUGAGAGGCUAACACAUAAAGUUUAUAAGGUACUUAUACCUGGAUAAAUUUCACAAAUGAUUUUCGGCCAGACUUGUAUAAUGUAUUUGCAAAGUAUAGUGAAUUUUCAUUUCUUAUUCCCACAGUCGGUUUCUUCAGCCCUGUUCAGUGAACAUCAACUAUGUUUUGCUUUUCUGCUAUGCACAGCAAUCAUGAAAAAUAAUUGUGAUAUAUCCAAGGUUACUUACAACCUUGGAUUUAUAUCAGAGGAUCAAUGGAACUUCUUCCUGCACUCUAGCAUUGUGGCAAACCUUAUGGACAUACAAGACUCAGGAAAUAUUGGUUCAUGUGCAUUUAUGAAAACUCCUCCACUCCACUGGAUUACUGAAAUUAUGUGGAAAGAAUGUCAGUACAUGAGCAAACACAUGCCAGCAUUCAGUCUAUUGUGUGAUUCGCUCUCAUCAAAUUGUCAGCAAUGGAGAGCUUUUCUAAACACUCAGGAUGUAUAUUAUCUGAUUAGUACAUCUUAUAGACCUGUGCCACGACAUCAAGUUUCUUCUUUUGAAGUCAAAUUACUGAGAAAGAGUGAUGAUCAGGCCAGUACAACUUUGCAUUUUCCUUGGGAGAAACUUUCUUCAUUUGAAAGACUUAUAUUGAUUAAAGUUCUCCGGUUAGAAAAUUUAAACAGUGCAGUGCGAGCAUUUGUAAUUGAGAAAUUAGGAACCAGCUAUCUUCAAACUGGAGAAAUGAAUCUGAAAGCAGUAUAUGAAGAAUCUGAUUGCACAACUCCACUAAUUCUCAUCCACACUCAUGGCGUGGACAUUGCUUCUAUCCUGCUACGUUUUGCCCAAGAAAUAAAAGGACGUACAGAACAUUUGAGAAUGAUGUCUCUGGGACGAGGUCAAGGAAACAAAGCUGAAGAAUUGAUAUAUAAAGCACAGCUACUGAGUGGACAGUGGGCAUUCCUCCAAAAUUGUCAUCUUGCAGCUUCAUUUAUGCCUAGACUCUGCAAAAUUGUUGAUUCGUUUACCCAUGCAGAGAUAAAUAUGAACCCAGAGUUUAGACUAUGGUUAAGUUCAACACCAGAUACUUCUUUUCCUGUGCCUAUCUUGCGCAAGGGGCUAAAGAUAAUAAUAGAACCUCCCCAAGGACUAAAGGGAACAUUACUUCAAACAUUUGGGUUAAGUGGUACAGGAUUGGUAACAGAAGCUGUAUUCAACAAGACUACAUGUGGGCCGUCAUGGAAAAGGUUACUAUUUAGUCUGUGCUUCUUCAAUGCUGUAGUCCAUGAAAGAAAGAAAUAUGGAGCUUUGGGCUGGAAUAUUCCAUAUGAAUUUAACUCUUCAGAUCUAGAGAUUUCCAUCAAGAUGCUGGCGAUGCUUCUUGAGAAGCAAAAGAAGAUUCCUUGGGCGGCACUGUAUUAUUUGACUGGUGAAGUAGUAUAUGGAGGCCGUGUCACUGAUCAUUGGGAUCGUCGGUGCUUGCUUAGCAUUUUAGACCAUUUUUAUAACCCUUCUGUAUUGCAAGAAGAUUUUGCUUACUCUAGUGACUGGGUAUAUCGACCCAUAUCUCAGAAAGAUACUUUAAAAGACUGCAGAGCCUAUCUACGGUCUCUUCCAGAGGUUGACUCUCCAGAACUCUUCGGGAUGCAUCACUAUGCUGAAAUAGCAUACUUAAAAGCUCAAGCACAAAUAUUUGUCGAUUCAGUUGUCAGUACCCAGCCAGCGAUCACCACGGACACCCUUAUCAGUGGUGGAAGACGUCAGGAUGAAAUAGUACUGGAAAUAGCAUCUGACAUUCUAAUAAGGCUGCCAUUGACUGUAGAAGAUAUAGGAUGCGCAUCUGAAACUAAGGAUGACACCACAGAAAAAAUUACAUUUGGAGUCUUCAAGUCAGGCCCAGUUUGGGCUGCCCUUGUGAAAGCUGCAGAAGGUCCUGGUUCUUUUACCAAAUCAACUUUGCUAACUGUCUUGCAUCAGGAAAUAGAACAGUAUAAUAAUUUAUUGGCCAUAAUAAUUCCGUCAUUACAUGCACUUCAGCAAGGUAUCAAAGGUGAGAUUAUCUUCACCACAGGACUAGAAGAGAUUUAUAACUCAAUAUUGAAAGCCAAAGUGCCUGAACUGUGGCAGCAACAUUCCUAUAAGUCAUGUAAACCUCUGGGAUCCUGGAUUGAAGACCUCAUUAUACGAGUGAAUUUCUUUGCCAUGUGGGCUAAGCAAGUUAUCAACUUUAUGAAGUCAAGGUUUAAUUAUUUAGUGAUGCUUCAGAGGCAAACCAGAACAUCGCUUCAGACUUCUGAGGAUCCUGACUUCAUCAGUGGCACCUAUCAGGGACACCCCAGUAGCUUUUGGCUGCCAGGAUUCUUUUUUCCAAACGGAUUUCUUACUGCUGUUCUUCAGAAUUAUGCACGGCAGAAUCAAAUACCAGUGGAUUCUCUUAUUUUUGAACACAGAGUUCUUCCAUUCAUUCAGGGUGAAGAACAAGAUUUUAGAGGUUUCGACAAAAAAGGAAGCCUACUAAACAAAGCUUUUAAAGAACCUUCUCAGCAUGAAUCUGGAGUUAUAAUUUUCGGCUUACACAUAGAUGGUGCAUGGUGGAGUCCUAUUACCAAAACAUUGGAAGAACCUGAACUUCACAGAAGAUUUUAUGCACUACCAGACAUCCUUUUUUUACCACGAAAGAUGGGCCUCUUCUCAAGACCAUCUUAUUCAGAGGAGGAGGGAGAGUUGCUACAUUAUGAGUGUCCACUGUAUAGAACACCUGAAAGAUCUGGAAUCUUGUCCUCUACAGGUAUAUCAACUAACUUUAUAACAGCAGUCAAUCUACCAACUCUGAUAGUUCCUAGCCAUUGGAUAACAAGAGGAGUUGCACUGUUAUGCCAACUAGAUGACUGA
Messenger RNA from Elgaria multicarinata webbii, 14574 nucleotides. RefSeq names its product dynein axonemal heavy chain 14 (gene DNAH14). Gene Ontology annotation, molecular function: ATP binding; minus-end-directed microtubule motor activity; dynein light intermediate chain binding. Gene Ontology annotation, biological process: microtubule-based movement. The record is from RefSeq and is a predicted model, not a curated record. Gene Ontology annotation, cellular component: dynein complex. NCBI's taxonomy places the organism in Eukaryota, Metazoa, Chordata, Lepidosauria, Squamata, Anguidae.